GCUACCUAUUCUACAGAACAUAUAAAAUAAACUUUAAUUGUGAAGUGUCUACUCGUAGAAGUGUUUAAAAAUUUUAAAUAAUUUUUUGUUAAUAAUAAAUAUAUAAAUUUGAUUGAAUAAAAAAAAACCAAAAAUGGAUUUUCAAAAUCGUCCGGGUGGUAAAACCGGUGGCGGAGGUGUAGCAUCAUGGUCAGAAAGUAAUCGUGAUCGUCGCGAACGUCUACGUCAGUUGGCAUUAGAGACAAUCGAUCUAAACAAAGAUCCAUAUUUUAUGAAGAAUCAUUUAGGAUCUUAUGAAUGCAAACUCUGUUUGACGUUACACAACAACGAGGGCAGUUAUUUAGCCCAUACCCAGGGUAAAAAACAUCAAGCGAAUUUAGCACGACGUGCUGCAAAAGAAGCCAAAGAAGCGCCGCAAACAUUGGCGCCGGAAAAACCCCGGGUCGAGCCGAAGAAAUUUGUAAAAAUCGGACGUCCGGGUUACCGAGUCACUAAACAACGAGACCCAGAAACAGGACAGCAGAGUCUACUGUUUCAAGUCGACUAUCCAGAAGUUGCUGACAGUGUGAUACCACGGCACAGAUUCAUGUCAGCUUAUGAGCAAAGAGUGGAACCACCUGACCGUAAAUGGCAGUAUCUUUUAUUCGCAGCCGAGCCGUAUGAAACUGUUGCGUUCAAAGUACCGAGUAGAGAAGUCGAAAAGGCUGAGGGUAAAUUCUGGACUUACUGGAACAAGGACACGAAGCAAUUUUUCUUACAGUUUGCGUUCAAAAAUGAGAAACCGACUGUAGGAAAAAUUCCACCGCCUCCGGUGCCGUUGAUCAGACCAGGACUUGGUCAGCCGAUGAUGCCAGUGCCUCCACCGCCUAGACCUCCGAUGUUCAACCCAGUCCCUCCUCCUCCGGCAAUGCUAGGUGGGGUUCAAAUCCCACCCCCACCUCCACAUUUAGGCUAAAAGUUUAUUUCUUUUUUUACUACUAAUAAAUGUCACUUAAUAAUUUAUGAUAAAUAAAAAUUUUAUUGAAAUAAAUA
Messenger RNA from Microplitis demolitor, 1032 nucleotides. It is a transcript of the gene Sf3a2, whose product is annotated as splicing factor 3A subunit 2. NCBI's taxonomy places the organism in Eukaryota, Metazoa, Arthropoda, Insecta, Hymenoptera, Braconidae. The transcript has 2 exons. Gene Ontology annotation, cellular component: catalytic step 2 spliceosome; nucleus; U2 snRNP. The coding region runs from base 134 to 955 and encodes 273 amino acids. Gene Ontology annotation, biological process: spliceosomal complex assembly. The record is from RefSeq and is a predicted model, not a curated record. Gene Ontology annotation, molecular function: zinc ion binding; nucleic acid binding.